Molecule: messenger RNA, 552 nt
Organism: Puccinia triticina
Lineage: Eukaryota; Fungi; Basidiomycota; Pucciniomycetes; Pucciniales; Pucciniaceae
Exons: 7
Coding region: 1-552 (183 amino acids)
Source: RefSeq, a predicted model, not a curated record
AUGCAGUUCUUCGUGACGGUCGCAAGUUUUCUAUUGUUUUUUCACUCCUCUUUAAUUGUCGACGCCGAAUCUGACGGAUCUCUGCGUCCGGGGUCCCCGAACGGAAAUACUGGCCCUUCAAAGAUAUUUCCCUUCAAAGAAUAUAAAGAUUUUCAGAUUUCGGAUGGGACCGCCGGACAUUCUUUGGAGAACGCUCAAAAGGUUUUUGUUGACCCAUUUAACAAUAUCGACCUCAAAGACAUUACUCAAACCGAUUUGAACAAUCUCGUGAGUAUGUCACGAACUGCUGUAGAGCGCGAGUCGGAUUUCAUUACAGCCCAAAGUGAAACUGGAGGAUCCAAAAAGAAUGGCGAUCCACGAUUGGCCGCUGGCUUAAUAGCCAACAAAGUUCUCAAAUUAGUCGGUGAAUUACAGGUUAUCAAGUUACACCAAAAGCUCAACCUCCAUCAGAAGGACCCUAAAGGCAGGCUGAUUGAGCACCAAACAAAACUCACAAAGAACACCAAGCUAGACCGCGCGAACGCAGGAAAGACGAUGAUCUCGAAAACAUAA